AUGUUCUUUGUGAACGAAGAGCAAUUCACCAGCAGAGGCGGUGACCUCGUCGACUACACUACGGUCCGUCAACUAAACGACUAUGCAAGCGACCAUCUCAAAGCAUGGGAAGAUCAUAAGUUUGGGGAUGGUAAAAGUAUGCGGAAAACACAACAUGAGACGUUGGUUUGUGUAUUGGAACAUCUCCAACUAUUCAACGCCCACGUCGGAUCCUUUCCUCCAAAAUGGGGAGAUCCAAAUCAACCCAUCUAUCUCCGGUCCAAAGACUUGAUCGAGAAGUUGAAGGUGAUUACGGCUGAAGAGGAGGAAAAGCAGAGAGCGAAGGAAGGGCAGUGGUUAAUAAAUAAUGAAGAGGAAAAAAGGAAGACAGAUGAGAAGAUUGCUAAGGAAUACCAGAAGAAACAUCCUGAAUGGGAUGGCAAGGGGCCGGGGCCUGACUUUGAUGAGCGGCCUCCUAAUGCGCUGAGGCAGAGGUUCAUGACUUAUGAUUGA
Glarea lozoyensis ATCC 20868 is the source of this 492-nucleotide messenger RNA. RefSeq lists its product as uncharacterized. The record is from RefSeq and is a predicted model, not a curated record. The coding region runs from base 1 to 492 and encodes 163 amino acids. The transcript has 3 exons. Lineage: Eukaryota; Fungi; Ascomycota; Leotiomycetes; Helotiales; Helotiaceae.